AUGGCUACCCAGGAAGAGCUCACUGCUCUCUUCGCUCGCAAUUUGAAUUUGCACAACAAUUACGUUACUCCAGCACCAGAGCUAGAGCCUGUACCCGCACCAGUAGAGACUCCAAUUGUCUACUCCAUUUCCCAGCAUUAUCACCAUUCCGCACACGUAGUGCAACCAGCUCAACCAGCACGACCGGCUUCCGAACCACCACAGACAGACCAGUUGACAGCAGAAAUCAUUCUCAGCAGACAUGGUGUAGACGUGGCAUCUCUCUUCCCUUCCCAGCUCGAGCUAUUUAAGACGGCAGGCCCUAGCCAGCAAAUGCGUUUGGUUGAACUUUGGCGAAUCUGCCCACCAGAUUACGGAGGACAUGCAUUGGCACAAGACAUCAGCCACUGGACAACAACUUCCGUAGAGCAGGAAGAGGCUAUGGCUAAGCUUCGUUAUGAGCGACAGAUCUUGGAGGAACGUAUGUCGCGAACUGGUGGAGACCAAAGCAUGGAUAGUGAUACAAUGAGUGAUUCCAGCAUCGCUGGACCACUCACCCCGGUGCAAGGUCCCGAUGGUAGAUGGGGAAUAGCUGGUGGAUCAACCGCCGAGCCAUACAUGGCCUCCGGGUAUGAAGCUUUAGCUCAACGAGAGUAUGAACAGUCCUCGGCACCACACUCUAAAGACAUCUACUCUCAUUUUGGGAACUCUGUCGGUGCACAUGCAUACAACAAAUCCACAGACCCAGUCUACAAUACGAACGAAUCUAUGCACGGAGGUUCUAACAUCGGCGGCGACUGGCAACACCUGAUCGAGCAAAGACAAAUGGCAAUGGAGAACCAGUACGGGUCAUAUACUGAACAGUCACAGCAAUGGAACGGAGGUGUUGCAAUUACAGGACAAGAAGACGAGGAGAUGUUGUAA
This is a messenger RNA of Glarea lozoyensis ATCC 20868, 903 nucleotides long. RefSeq lists its product as uncharacterized. The record is from RefSeq and is a predicted model, not a curated record. The coding region runs from base 1 to 903 and encodes 300 amino acids. Lineage: Eukaryota; Fungi; Ascomycota; Leotiomycetes; Helotiales; Helotiaceae. The transcript has a single exon.